Molecule: messenger RNA, 483 nt
Organism: Seminavis robusta
Lineage: Eukaryota; Bacillariophyta; Bacillariophyceae; Naviculales; Naviculaceae
Source: the annotation of a GenBank genome assembly
AUGAUAAUGAAUACCCUUCUAUCGGCAAUCGUCGUUGCGAUGAUUCUGUUGUUGGCAGCGCCCUUUGGAUCUUCUGCCUUUGCUCCAGAGAGAACCAUCCAUGGCAUUGGUCUGAAUUGGGACGAGCAUUGGAAUUUGCGGUAUGGACGCCUCAAGGCCGAGUUUGCCUUUACCGGCAAAAAGACGAUUGCCUAUGACGAGAACCCCAAGCUGUGGUUGUGGUUGCACAUCCAACAGGAAAACUUGAGGCGAGGCGUCAUGCGUUACGAUCGACGCCAAAAGUUGGCUGAAUUGGGUUUUACCACGGAAGAUUCUCCCACUGGUACUUCUAGUGCACAAGCAGAUCAGGCAAUGAAAGAGCAGUUCUUCCCUCCCACACCUCCGCCUGUUAGUCUCCAAAGCAAGAAGGAUUUCUUCACUUUGGAGAAGCAACUCCCUCCCAAGCCCCCUGCGGUUGUUCCUCCCAAUCCACUUGGUCCAUAG